AUGCACACUGCUUUUCCAAUGGAGAAGUCAGCAGUCUCCAACCAAGGUCAAAGUCCUCAGAGAGACCUAGAAGCUCCUACCAAGGCUGCCUCACUCAGCUUAUCGCUGCUCUCCUCUGCCACUGAGAAACCUCUUUCAUCCCUUCACUCUCCAUCACCUCCUUCUACAGAGUCUCGUCCCUCAGAUCAGGCCUACCUGCAGGCAGCCGCUCUUUUUCAGCAGCUACGCAUGGAAAAGCCAGUCCCCCAACGACUGCUUCACUACGGAAAGAGGAUGGACACAGCAGCACCAUCCGAGAGCCAAGACAGGAUCACACGGGAAGUGGCCCACCAGCUCGCCUUCAACACACUCAAAUACCAAGACUUAUUGGAGAACGUGGUUAUGGACAGCUGCAUACACACCUCUCAGCAAAUUUCUGCAGACUUGUUGCCAUUGGUGAUGGUGAUGCUGUUUGACCUCCAGGACAAAAAAUUCAUGGUGCAUGAACGUCCAGCAAAGGAAGAGGAGCUUUUGCAGGAAGUCCGAGAUCUAGAGAGCUGUCUACAAAGGUUUAAGACCAAAUUGGCUGCAUCUCUAGCUCGCUGCAGGGUGAAGCAGAGUCUUCUGAGUGUCUCUAAUGCACUUCCUGACUCUGUCAGGACCAAACAACAAAGAGCAAAGCAAUUGCCCCUUUAUGCUUGGGUUAAUACACUAAAGAAAAGUGUGGAUGAGGUGUGUGAGUUGCUGCGUGGUGCAGGAAUGCGUGAAGUGGACGAUGUGACUGACCUGAAGGAGUCUGCGUUCUGCACAGACCCUCUCUGCACAGACACUUUGGUCUUCCCCCAACAACUUCAUACGACGCUGCAGUACUGCACACUUUCAACUGCACGUGUUUUAAACAUGCAGGACAGGAGUGUGUGUCUGGCCGUGGAGGCAUUGCGGUCCCUGUUGGCCGUGGGCAGCGACAUCCUGGUGGCCGGCUCGUUCUCGGCUCUGACGGUGGCCCACAUAGCCGUCUUGGCUGCUGCCUGCUCAGGAAGAGUGCUGGUGUGUGGUACCGAUCACACAGCCCGACAGAAAGAAGAAAUGAAAGGCCUCCUCAGACAAAUGAACAUCAAGAAUGUGCGCACCCUGUCGGAGAGGUUCCUCUGUCUGGAUGAGUGGGACGGCCCGGGUCAACGCGUCAAGACCGUCCUCGUGCUGCCAAAGUGCUCCUCGUCUGCCCUCAACGACCCCGUUCACACAAUCCUCAGUGAACACGGAGACUGUGAUUUGCUGCAGGAUUUGUCUCAAGGUUCAGUGUCCCAAAGCAAGAUACACAAACUGGCCACCAAGCAGGCCUGUCUACUGGCCCACGCGCUCACCUUCCCUAGAGUCCAGACAGUGGUCUACUGCACACGUUCAGUGUAUCCUGAGGAAAAUGAACAGCUGGUCAAAACAGUCUUAGAGGAAGCUGUCUCACAUCGCAACCUACUUCCUUUCAGGGUGAGCGGCCCAGUUUUCUCUGAGACUUGCGAAUCAGGACCAGCCGGAGACAAGUUCCUCAGGAUAGAGCCCUCCCAACACACCAACGGCUGCUUCAUCACCCUGCUGGCCAGAGAGGCAGACCCUACAAAGGUAGAGACGGUCCAAGAUGUGCUGGCACGGGCUCGAGCAAAGGGACUAUUGAAUGGAGUUAUGACGGACCAAUCAAAAACAGACAAAAAGGCAAGACACGGGACGAAGCUCCUACCUGCAAUCGCCGACAAAUCCCCCUCUCCCUCCCAGGGCACUGGCUGGGCGAGGCCUUCUUCCACAAAGACACGCCCUGUGACUGAACAGGAUCUGGGAAGUAGCAGCGUCUCACGCAAGGUGGAGACUGAGGGUAGCGGGGAAGGAGAGAGAGAGAAGCUGGAUGAAGAUAAUAAGGGUGGAAAGAAGGAGAAGAGGGGAGGGCCUCGAAAAAAGAAAGGGAAAACAAAACAGCACCCCAGAAGUUCCAAACAGACUUCGAGGGUUUCCAAGCAUCGUCCUAACCAAUCCAGGAAGAAGGUGACUAAGAGGAAAGGGAAAUGCAAAAGCUACAGCGGACACACUCUGGCUGCCGUGGGAAAAAUGCCUAAAGGUCAACUGCCUGCUCUUUCAUCAACUUUAACCCCCUCUCUCACACCUUUGCAUCAUUCCUUCCAAAUGACUCCCAUCACAGACUCCCUCGCUGCUGAUCUGCCGACCUUGGCAUCCCAACAACCCACAUCUGGCAUGGCUACACCCAGACACCCCUUGCCCACCUGCCUAACACCUUCUUCUGUCCAUGUGGGACCCAACUCGGCUCAUCUCAGAAAAUCUAAACAAGGAGGUCUCCAAGCCGUGGAGAAAAAUCUCCGCGGGAACAGGGAUGAGGCGACGCGGAGACGGUUGAGGCCUGCGGACCUCGUCCUGCCACCCAUCUCCUCCCCAAGCUCCAGCUCUAUAAGCAGUGGGAGUUGUGUUCCCUCCUCCCUCCCUCCUUCCCAGUCCUCCUCUUCCUCCACCUCUCGAUCUCGGCUUACCCAAACUCCUUUCAACUCAUCAAAACUCAAAUUAUCUAGUUUAGAUUAA
Lampris incognitus (smalleye Pacific opah) is the source of this 2556-nucleotide messenger RNA. RefSeq names its product putative methyltransferase NSUN7. The record is from RefSeq and is a predicted model, not a curated record. Gene Ontology annotation, molecular function: methyltransferase activity. The transcript has 12 exons. The coding region runs from base 1 to 2556 and encodes 851 amino acids. Lineage: Eukaryota; Metazoa; Chordata; Actinopteri; Lampriformes; Lampridae.